Molecule: messenger RNA, 336 nt
Organism: Chaetomium fimeti
Lineage: Eukaryota; Fungi; Ascomycota; Sordariomycetes; Sordariales; Chaetomiaceae
Exons: 1
Coding region: 1-336 (111 amino acids)
Source: RefSeq, a predicted model, not a curated record
AUGUGCUACUUCGACCACCAGCUCUGGCCGUGCGGGUGGUGGAAGUGGGGCAACUUCCGGGAGCAGUGCCCGCGCGAGUACCGGACGGGGGAGACGUGCGGGCUCAAGCUGGUCUUCAACACGUACCUGGAGCCCGAGGUGUGCCGGCACUGCGACCAGAUCUACAAGAAGCAGCGCCGCGUGGCCAAGAUGGACGACGACGUGCGCCGCUGGCGCGGCGAGGGCAACCGCCGCGCCACCAUCGAGAAGACGGAGCGCGAGAUGCUGGCCUUGAAUAUGCAGAUUGCGGAGCUGUGGGCCGAGCAUGAGGUGAGGAAGCAUGCGAUUAAUUAUUAG